Numida meleagris (helmeted guineafowl) is the source of this 1561-nucleotide messenger RNA. RefSeq names its product mitochondrial fission regulator 1 like (gene MTFR1L). The transcript has 7 exons. Gene Ontology annotation, biological process: aerobic respiration; mitochondrial fission. Lineage: Eukaryota; Metazoa; Chordata; Aves; Galliformes; Numididae. The record is from RefSeq and is a predicted model, not a curated record. Gene Ontology annotation, cellular component: mitochondrion. Bases 270 to 1034 code for a protein of 254 amino acids.
CUCCCUCCCGCCCGCUGCCUACGGGCCAACGGCGCAUGCGCGGGGAGCCGCAGCGGAAGUGCGCUGAAGGUUUCCGCUUCCGGCGCGCGUUCUACUUCCGGGCCGUGGAGGGGGCGGUGCUGGGAGCGGUGCAGCGGGACUCCGCCGUCUCUCAGCGAGAACCCCCGCAGCGCAGCCCUGAGCGGCGUACGAUGAGGCCGGUGCGCGCCCGCGGGAUCCGCAGCACCCAGCCCUGAACCCGUCCCGCUGGCGAGCUGCCGGCGCCCGAUAUGGCAGCGGAGUCCACGAUCCCCAUUUGGCAGAACAAGCCCCAUGGCUCGGCACGCAGCGUUGUCAGGAGGAUUGGAUCCAACCUCCCUUUAAAACCCUGUCCCAGAGCGACCUUUGAGGUUCUACCUAAUGUUUCAGAGCUCUAUUUAAAUGAUGCCCCUCCUGUCCCCACCUUGGCAGACAUUGGGUGGAUAGCAGCAGACGAUGAAGAAACGUACGCCAGAGUCAGAAGCGACACUCGCCCACUGAAACACAAAUGGAAACCAAGUCCCUUCACGGUCAUACAGCGAAAUGCUUCAGUCCCCAACCUGAGGAAGCAGGAGGAGAAGCUGCUCGCCUUGAAGAAGCCUGGUUUACCAGCACUGAGCCGAACAACGGAGCUCCAGGAUGAGCUGAGUCACCUUCGGAGUCAGAUAGCUAAAAUUGUAGCUGCAGAGUCAGCUUCUGCUUCGUUCACCCCAGAUGUGUUAUCUCCAGGAAGUUCAAAUGCAUCUUCUCCUUUGCAUUGUUUUGGACCCUCUUUCCAAUCCACCACGUCCUUCGUCAUUAGCGACAUCACAGAGGAGGAGGCAGAACUGGAGAGCCCCGAGCUUCCGUCGGUCUCCAUGCUUUGUUCUACAACAUCUGAGUGCUGUAAAUCGGAACCAAAGGAUCCUGAUGAGGAAGAUUCUGUGUCUCUUUCCAAGGCCAGCAGUUUUGCAGACAUGAUGGGCAUUCUUAAAGACAUUCAUAGGAUGAAGCAGAGCAAAGACUUGUCACUGUAGACACCCGUAUGGGAAUUGCUAGGUCACAGCCUGAACCAGUGAUUGAGCACCAGGUGAGAAGGCAUGGCUAACCCAGGGAGCUCAGGUGCAAGCAGUGCUCCUGAGUGACUGGAAGAGGUAGACCCUGAGUCCUCCUUACCCUCCUUUAAGGGUUAGCAGCCAAGGGAACAACAUCCCUCUUCAGAGAUUGCGCUCUUCUUGAGAUGUCACCAGUCUUUGGAAAGGGUGGGCCACCUUCCCUAUUGCUUUCUAAGCUAAAUCUGAGCUAAUACCUUUAUAAGUGUGCUCCUGUCCUAGUAGAAGGCGUUAUCAUCACCUUCCAUUGCUCCACAACACUGGACGUGGUAUUCACCUGCUGUAUAUUGUCUGAAUCACGAUUCAGAGAGGGGAAAUAUCUCCUUGUAGUUGUCGUGUUCCACCCAUAAGGGCUGGGAUGGGGUGACCAGGUUCAUGAAUCCCCCUGGUUGGAUGAAGGUAAAACAAUACUCAGAGGUCUGCACGCCAUCAGCAGCAGCUCAGUCUGAUGC